Pangasianodon hypophthalmus (striped catfish) is the source of this 4867-nucleotide messenger RNA. It is a transcript of the gene tagln3a, whose product is annotated as transgelin 3a. Bases 270 to 911 code for a protein of 213 amino acids. The record is from RefSeq and is a predicted model, not a curated record. Gene Ontology annotation, molecular function: protein binding. The transcript is spliced from 5 exons. NCBI's taxonomy places the organism in Eukaryota, Metazoa, Chordata, Actinopteri, Siluriformes, Pangasiidae.
UUACAAUAACUCUAUAUGCAUAAUACCAAAUUACAACGAAUUACAAUUUUACAUUAUAUUUAUUUUAGUACACAGAUGUGAAUAGUGAAUCAAACGAAUCACCUCGCAUGUGUCGGUUUGGUAAAACGCGUUUGUUCAGAAGAGUCGACUCAGUGAAGUGACUCGUGAUGGAGAUCUCUAACUCCUCCCUGUGCCAAGUGAAACAGACGGAGCGGACCGCAGGCAGUCCUCCUUGUGUCCGUAGAGCAGAUCAGUGAUCCUCAGAGCUGAUGGCGAACCGAGGGCCGAGUUACGGCCUGAGCCGUGAGGUGCAGGAGAAGAUCGAGCAGAAAUACGACGUGGAGCUGGAGGCUCGACUCGUGGACUGGAUCGUGGCUCAGUGUGGAGAUGACCUGCAGCGCCCGCAACCUGGCAAACAGAACUUCCAAACCUGGCUCAUGGACGGCACGAUUCUGUGCCGACUCAUUAACAGUCUCUACCCGAGCGACAUGCGGCCCAUAAAGAAGAUUCCUGAAACCAAGAUGGCCUUCAAGCAGAUGGAGAAAAUCUCUCAGUUCCUGCAGGCGGCAGAAGAUUACGGCGUUACCAGAGGAGACAUUUUCCAGACUGUUGACCUGUGGGAAGGGAAGGACAUGGCUGCUGUCCAGAGGACACUCAUGGCUCUGGGAAGUGAAGCUCUCACCAAAGACGAUGGUCAUUACCAUGGCAACAAGGACUGGUUCCGCAGGAAAGCUAAAGGCCACAGGAGGGAGUUCUCGGAGGAGCAGCUGCGUCAGGGUCGCACUCUGAUCAGCCUGCAGAUGGGCAGUAACCGCGGUGCGUCUCAGGCGGGUAUGACGGGCUAUGGCACGCCGCGACAGAUAAUGCGCUACGACUCGCCACGCCGCAACGGAGAACAAAGCUCCCCCUAAAACUCCACUCUCCAUGGUACAACCCAGAACCCCAAAUCAGAUCCAGAGCUCUUCCUUUUUAAUUAUGUUACAUUUUUCCUCACAGAUUUCUGUCCAUACUCUCUGAAUAUUCAUUUUCUCACUUAUAACUUAUAAUAAUUCACACCUUGUGCUCCUUCAGCAAUGAAACAAUCAGAAAUAACUCGAUGUUUAAAAUUAUAUUGUGAAGUACAAAAUUCUAACGCGUUGUCGCUAACACAUGCUUUCAGUUAACCACGAGGCUAGAAAAAGCCGCGAGCUAGCUCGUCUGUUCAACACUGACAGGAAAUAAACCACUGGAUUUUAGUAAACAGCAAUAUUAAGCAGUUCUUUAGUUACCACGUGUUUAACAUGGAGUUGCUAAGUAGCUUGCUAAUUGGCUAAAUCUGUUCACGUGCUAGUCAGUGACCUGCUCUCUUUGCAUUAUUUUUUUCCCCAUUCAGUGAAGCGAAAGAUUGCCCUUCUUCUUCUUCUCCUCUUCAGAGAACAAUAAGGAUUUUGUUAGCAAUAUAUAAUAAAAGAAAAAAAUGAAAAAAUAAAAAUUUUAAAAAUUUAAAGGACAGAAAAGAUUUUUUAAAAAAACUGCACGUGUGCAUGUGCACAUGGACACAUCAAAAACAAAACAAAUUUAACACAAAACAGGGAUGAAUACAUGGGAGAGAAAAAUAAAAUAAAAUAAAAUAAAUAUACGUCUAAUAGAGCGUCUGGCCCCGACAUGGCCUCCUCGAUAAAAAUCAAGACCGUUUUUUUUUUUUUACUACAGCUCAGGGGAAUGAGAAACCUGUGGACAAAUAACGACAAAUCAAACUCACGUUAGCUCACAAGCUAUAAAGGAAGCCGUUAGCCUAGCCAUGUGUACUGUAGUAUUCAUGGAAUAAAUACCACACCGUAAGAGUACUGAUCUGGAAUUAGCGCAACAUGAAGAGCUAAUUUCUCGAUCAGUUCUCAGAUAAACACCAAACAGUUUCAUGCUAACAACAAGGUGCCAAGUUAGGUUAUAAGAACAAACCUGUUAAAAACAUUCCUGUACAAAUUUGAGAAGCAUGGCACAAACACCUUUAGUGCUAGAAGCCUCCAGAAAACUUAAAAGUAUCUCAGGAGUUUGUGGUUAAGGAGCUAAAGUUAGCAAAGUACGGUUUUGCUAGAUAGCAAAAGUCACCACAGGAUUAUGUUGCUACCUAGCUAAAUUUACCACAAGAGGUUACUACACACUAGCUAAAGUUACCAAGAGGUUAUUGACAGCAUGUAAAGUGGGCAUGAAAGGAUACAACAUGCUAGCUAAAGUUACCACAGGCUUAUUGCUAAUUUGGUAACGUACCAGUAGGAGUUUAUUGCCAACAAGCUAAUCUUACCACAAGUAGUUAUUAUUAGCUGUCUAAAGGUACCACAGGACAUUGCUAGCCAAACUUACCACAAAUAUUUAGUGCUAGCUAGCUAGCUAAAUUAACCACAAGUAGUUAUUAUUAGCAGUCUAAAGGUACCACAGGAAGUUGCUAGCUAAAGUUAUCACAGAGUUAUUGCUAGUUGGCUGAUGCUCAUUGCAAGACAGCUAGAGCUAUUUUGCUUAAUUUACUACAGGUUACUGCUAGCUAGUUAAAGUUACCAACAAAUGUUACUGCUGGAUGCUGGAUUUUUUCCAGAUCAUUUUGUUUCCUGCUCAAAAUGUUUAGAAGAAACUGGGUAUAAAAUCUUCAGUAUGUGGCCUUGAUAUAGGAUACUUAAGGCUAGAACUUCAUCAUUCCCUGAUAGUAUUAAUAAUGUGUGGAUUCGUGAUAUUUUAUUCUUAUUUCUACAUGGCACUACACAAUAACGUGACCACAUCGUGUUUAAAUUGUGGCUUCAAUGUCUUAAAAAGCCAUAGUGUUUUCCUUAAUUCCUUAAUAGAAGCCAUAUGAAGCUGUUGCACUUUGGAGCCAUCUUUAAAUUAAUUUUUUCAGACAGGAUUGCACUGUCAUACGUUUAUUUUUUUUUGUUGAAGAUUCACAUUUUUGGGUCUAAUUCCAAAUGGAAGAAUGUCAUGAUGUCAUGCUGUGUCUCAAAUGUAUUACAAACUAGCUAAAGUUACCACAGGAUCUUGCUACUAGCUAGCUAAAGUUACCACAGGAUUCUCCUGCUACUUAGCUAACAUUAAUGCAGGAUUUUCAUGCUAGCUAGCUAACUAAAGUUACCACAGGGUUCUACUGCUAGCUAGCUAACAUUAAUGUGGGAUUUUCAUGCUAGCUAGCUAGCUAAUGUUACCUCAGGUUUCUACUGCUAGCUAGCUAACAUUAAUGCGGGAUGUUCUUGCUAGCUAGCUAACUAAAGUUAUGACAGGUUUCUACUGCUAGCUAGAACAAAGAAGUUAAAUCUAGAACCCUUAAGAUUUCUUUGCGUUUCUCUGAGGUAAUCCUUUAUGGAGAACCCUACAACCGAGUAUUUUUCACUAUAUGAAAGAGUUACAAAUAAAACCUGUUUAGGAAGCUAGGAACCCUUAACUAUCCUUUAACAGUUUAGUGCACACAAUUAAUACGUGGAUGAUGUGCUAGAACCCUAGAGAACAUUUAAAAUUAAUUAACAAGUUCGAUUGAGACUGUUUGAUUCGAGGCGUUACUGCACUACAAACAUAAAUCAGUUCUUAAGGGUUCUUCAUUUUGUCUUUAAAUAGAAAUCCUUAAAGGUUCUAUCAAAGAAGCACACAACUAUUUGAAAAGCCUCCAAGUAAAAGCCCCAUUAGAAAGCAAAACCAGUCCAAAGAACGCUCGAUGAACCCUGUUUUCAGAGUACUAAAUAAUGUUAUAGUGAAGAGUGUGUGAUUUGAGACAGAGCCGCUACGCUGCCGUAUUUUACGUUAUAAUCAUCAGCCUUUAAUCGUUGUGGUUCCGUUCUUAGAAACCGGAACCUGUUAGAUAUCCGGGACCUUUCCAACAUUCCACAACAGAUUGUUAUGAUGUCACAGUGAUGGAUGUGUGUCUGAGGUAGUGAGCUUGGAAUGAUGUCUCCCUCACUGUUCCCUACGCUAGUAACUCAAGAGCACUACGUAGCGCAAUGUAGGGAACUGAGCGAGUAACGGAUCGUGUGCAGGCACGUUCCGUCAUGUAAACCCGAGUUGGUUAUUUACGCUUAAUCGCAGCUGCAGUCAUAAUCUACAAUCUACAUACAUGAACUUAUAAAUACAAAUUUUAUGAUCGUGAUUUGUAGGAAAUUCAUUUUAAGCACAACACGGAUACAUUAUGUGCAUGUGUUUAAAAUGAAUAACUGAGAGAAAAUAGAAAAUGUUAUGUAACUGUAAUUGUCUUUGCCAAGCAAUAUUUAUUUUAUAUAUAUAUAUAUAUAUAUAUAUAUAUAGCAUCAGUGUUGUUCAUAUGUACAUUUGCUCUUGAUUUUUAUUUUCUCCCCCUAAUAGUUUCCUUACAGUCAGAUGAAAAUAUUUAAUUUUUCUCACAUGCUGAACCAUGUAUUUAUGUCUUUUUACACUUUUUUUUUUUUUACACAGUCUUUAAAUGUAAGGAAAGGUGAUGAAAUAGUUAAAAUGAUUGUGCGGUUUUACAGUAUUAAAAAAAACAGCGUUUAAUAUUGUUGGAGUAGGUAUGUGCUGAUUUUCCAUGCUGUAACAACUUUGUUUGUGUUGUAAAAACUGUUUAAAAGGCAUGUGUGUCUGCGUGAGUACAACUACUGACAGGCUUAAGGUAAAAAUAACAACUUUGCAUAAAACAAACAAACAAACAAACAAACAAACAAAAAAAAUACAGCAGUCACUGGAUCUGAAAAUUAUAUAAAAUCUGAAGUGAUACUGUUUCAGACCAACAUCAUCUGAUAGACAGUAUUAGAUCUAUAAACACUAAAAAAUAUAAAUAUGGUUGCAUCAUGUGUCAGUAAUUAGAAAAAACUUAUCGUUGCUUCCUAUCACUGUACAGGUUUAAAUGCUUUGUGAAAUGUCAAUAAAUUCGUUCUAAUUCCUA